Molecule: messenger RNA, 1101 nt
Organism: Onychomys torridus (southern grasshopper mouse)
Lineage: Eukaryota; Metazoa; Chordata; Mammalia; Rodentia; Cricetidae
Gene: Slc2a11
Product: solute carrier family 2 member 11
Biological process (GO): monosaccharide transmembrane transport
Cellular component (GO): membrane
Molecular function (GO): hexose transmembrane transporter activity
Source: RefSeq, a predicted model, not a curated record
AAAAGCAGGAAAGAUCUGGAGUGUGAAAGGUGGCAGCGGAGAAAUCGCCAACACUGCAGACAGAAUCAACAGUUGAACAAUGGUGUUUAUCAGAGGUGUACGCAUGAACAUCCAGCCCAUGAACCUAGGGUGUGCCCUCCAAGAGCUAUGGAGUGCUGUUACCAUGACUUCAACUGUCUGCACAUCCCUGGGGAUCACGAUGAGAGACAGGCCCCUGAUGUUAGCCAGCAGCCUGGUACCUGGAGUGCUCCAGCUGGCCGCUCUGCUCUUGCUUCUACACCAUCUCAUCAUUGACUACGGAAACACUGAAGCCUGCCUGGCAGGUGACUUUGGCCCUACAGCACUUUCAAGGGACGUGGAUAAGGAGCUGGAAGAGAUGGAAGAGGAGCAGGCUGUGUGCCAGGGCUACCAGGCAUGGAGCCCAUGGGAAUAUGCUGGUACCCCUCCACUAACUCAAACUCAGACAUAUGCCUGUGCCUCCUCAGUCUUCCAAGGGGCAGGAAUGCUGGCCAAGAAAGUCCAGUAUGCCACCAUCGGGACUGGGAGCUGCGAGCUGUGCACAGCUUCGGUUAGUAGUGUGGUGAUUGAAAGGGUGGCUUGGGUGCUGCUGACCUGCUGGGGAACUAUCUUCACAUUGGCCCUGUGCCUACAGAGUUCCUUUCCCAGGGUGCCUUACCUGGCUGUGUCCUGUAUCUUCGCCUUCAUCCUCAGUUUUGGUAUGGGCCCAGCUGCAGUGGCGAGGAUCCUGGCAACAGAGCUGUGUGACCAGAUAGCCUGACCUGCUGCCUACAUGGUCUGUGGGACAGUCCUGCAGACAACAUUCUUUCUGGUGGGGCUGUUGUUCCCCUUCAUGUGGUAGGUAGCUCUGGGGUCUCUUCCAACCCAAAGAAGGGUUUGUCCCUUUUCCUCUACAUCCAUUUCCUCUGUGCCUGUGUGGUCAUCUACACUCACUUGUUCCUUCCUUAGAUCAAAGACAAGACCAUCCUAGCAAUCACUGAGGAAAUGUGCAUACUCACCCUUGCCUAGGAAGACCAGGAAUGGAAUCUACUGAGCUCUAGCUGUAAAGGUGUGACUGGGGCCGAAGCCAGUUGCUGCCCUGCA